Misgurnus anguillicaudatus (oriental weatherfish) is the source of this 5918-nucleotide messenger RNA. The record is from RefSeq and is a predicted model, not a curated record. Lineage: Eukaryota; Metazoa; Chordata; Actinopteri; Cypriniformes; Cobitidae.
CCCAAACAGAUCAUGUCACCGCUGCGUGGAGGUGGUCCGAUUUAGGGGGAUUUUGAUGCAAUAAUACCCAAGGCCACGACACGGGGGCGUUGACGUUGCACAACAGCUCUCCGAUCUCAUAAACAAACGCUUUUGUUGGCCAGCAGGUACCCAAGCGAAGGGCAUCGCGUAAUCGCUCGAUUCCGAGGAAACGGAGACGCGCGUCUACCUACGCGAGGCGCGCACGGCUCAUGAUACCGCGAGCGCGCUCACUCGUGUCUGACGUAGAAGGGCUUCUUGGAAGAAAACAUCGCACAUGCAACUGAUUCACAUAAUACGUAUGAAAGGAAAUAACAGAGGAUAACACCAAAAGAAUGGCUUUGCUGGUAUUUCCCGAACCUUUUGAGAAAAUGGGAUAGUGAUGGAGACGCAAUAGUAAAAGCGCGCUGGUGCUGAUGCUGAUCGCAGGCUGACACAAAAGAGCGUUCACGGCGUGUUUAAUUGCGGAUUAAAGCUUGCACAACAACGGGACGUUUCUUUAUUAACGGGGAGCCAGACGCGCGACGUAAAUCGUUGACAGCAUCGCUCGGAUGGUGGUGCCGUGGACCCCGCGACUAUGUCACUACAGCGCUGGGUGAUUGUUCUGGUGGGGGUGAUGUCGUACUUUAACCCAGAGAGAGCGCUGGGAGCCCCGCAGAACGAAGUCUCUCUGUCCCGGAACGGCUCUCUCUCUCCUCCUCCUUAUGUGAUAAUUCUCAUCUCCUGCUCUGGGCUGGUGUCUUUUGUUCUGUUGCUUCUCACCUGCCUUUGCUGCAAAAGAGGAGCAGUGGGAUUCAAUGAGUUGGAUAAUGUUGAAGGAGAGGAAUGUUCUGGGGCAUCCAGCCCUGUUCCUGAGGACAGUGUGUCUUCCUGUCCAUCAUUACCAGAGGUCUACACCCUCCCGCUGCGGGACAAGGCCUGGCCCACCAUACCCAACGGCACGGAUGGUUCUCAAUGUUUCCGAAGGCACACCCUUAACUACCUGCAGGAGAUCGGAAAUGGCUGGUUUGGGAAGGUAAUCCUGGCUGAGGUGCUUUGUGAUUGCACUUCCUAUCAGGCUGUGGUAAAGGAACUGAGGGUCACUGCCAGUCCUUUGGAACAGCGAAAGUUUUUGGCAGAGUCAGAACCAUACAGAAGCCUCCAGCAUCCAAACAUCCUCCAGUGUUUGGGUCAGUGCAGUGAAACCAUUCCUUUCCUUCUUGUCAUGGAGUUUUGUCAACUGGGGGACCUGAAGAGAUAUUUAAGAGCUCAGAGAAAGUCUGAUGGGAUGACACCUGACCUUUUGAAUAGAGACCUUUUAACCUUGCAACGAAUGGCAUAUGAGAUCACCUCGGGCCUCCUGCAUCUUCAUGAGAACGAUUACAUUCACAGUGAUUUGGCCCUGAGGAACUGCCUUCUCACCUCAGAUCUUACUGUCAGGAUCGGAGACUAUGGCCUAUCGCACAAUCAAUAUAAGGAGGAUUACUAUCUAACUCCAGACAAACUGUGGAUCCCUCUUCGCUGGAUUGCCCCUGAACUCUUGGAGGAAUUUCGUGGGAAUUUAAUUGUAACUGAUCAGACCAAGACCAGCAAUGUGUGGUCUCUGGGUGUGGUGAUAUGGGAACUGUUUGAAUUUGGUGCCCAGCCGCACAGGCACCUGAGUGAUGAAGAGGUUCUCACCUUCGUCAUCAGGGAACGACAGAUCACUUUGGCUCAGCCUCGCCUCAAACUUGCUCAUGCAGACUACUGGUAUGAGGUCAUGCAGUCAUGCUGGUUACCUCCAUCCCAGCGGCCAACGGUCAACGAAGUUUUUCUCCUCCUCUCCUCACUCCUUGCUGAAGAACAAGGAAGUCGAAAGAGAACAAUAAUAGAUGAGGAUGAGGAGGAUUAUGAGGAAGACAAUCGACAAGGAAGAAGAGGAGAGAUUGAGGAAUCAUUUGAAAGACGAUGGGAUGCUCUUCGGCCCCCUGCUUUCCAGUCAGCUGCAAACAAACUACUCAGAGAGAGAGAUUAUGGAAGGGAGGAUGGCUGCCACAGAGGGAAUGGAAACUCUUUUCCUCUUUUAGACCCUGUGGAAAAUAUGAUCACUCCAACCUCUGAGCUUGAUGACAUCCUUACAGUCACUGAGACUAGCAAAGGGUUGAACUUUGAAUACUUCUGGGAAAAGGCCCAUGGAAGGAGGGGUUACAAACCCCUUCCUCCACCUCAACCAAUACCAACACCCAAUUCUGCCCACAGGCAAACCUUGGACACACCCACUGUUGUCCCUGUGAUUAGUGCUCGCAGCCCAUCAUUGGCCAGUGAAUAUUACAUUCGCCUGGAAGAGCAUACUCCACAGGAUAGGUCACCUAGUCUUAGAGGAAAUAGGCGUUCAACGAAAACAAAUUCAAUGUGCCCUGGAGACUUGGAGCUGGUUGAGCUUCAGACUGGGACUACAGGAAAAGAUAGAUCAACUUUUGGUCAGCAAGAUAGCUUUGCAAGAGGCACCUCACAGACAGUAAGAUCCAGUGAGGUACAGAUUUUGGUUACCAACACUGGCUUGGUUGAGUUUAGCAGGGAGAGUUGUAACAGAGUGACGGAUUAUGCUGUAAUAGACAUUAGUGAGAACUCAGGAGAAGUGAAUGAAGAAGCAAGCCAAAGGUCCUCUGGGUCUUUUGGUUCUCAAGGACCUGUCCUUCCACCCAAACCUCGUUCAAUGUCCACUUCCUCUGGAAGCCAUCUGCACUCACGUCCCCUUCCUGCUCCUCCCGUAGGAUACCCAAGAUCGUAUGGCUUAGAUGUCUACUCUGGAUCCUCGUACCCAGUUGGAAAAGUUGAAACCUCAGAUUCUUUACUAGUGAGCAGCUGUUCACUGUCAAAAGCCAACUUUGACCAUUUGGGCUUUAAUCGCACUCACCAGACAUUGCCUCCAUCUCCAUCUUUGUCUCCUUCAAUUCCACCUUCCUCUGGAGGUCACUCGAUGUUCCCUCCACCACAAACAUGCCCGCCACCUCUCCCUCCUCACUACAGACUCCAAAAGAGUCAGAAUUACUCAUCAAAAACAUACUCCAGAUAUAAUGCAAUGCACAUACAAAGAGACCCACUAAGCUGUGACUACACUGAUGUAAGAAAUCCUGACAGAGGCAUUACACGUUCUCAGUCUUUAUACAGUUCAAGAAAUGGCAAAGAUACAUACACUAAAGAUGAUGAGUUUAUUAACCUUCAAUCUUCCUUUUCCCAAGUGACCCGUUCUCAAUCCACAAUUCCAAAAAUUGAAAGAACAUCGUCUUCUAGCCCAGAGUAUUUAAAGGAUGAUGAUAAUGAUGAUGGUGAUGAUUCACCUUUCAUGUCACCAGGCAGACCCACCAGUGGCACAACCAUUGAGCACACAAGCCUGGUCGAUGAGCCAGACCCUGCUACAGCUGCGCUUUUCUCAAGGGGCAUGAAGCGAACCCAGUCCCGCCUUGCUACCAUACUUCCCACCAUAUGGAGGGAAGAUGCAGCAAUGCAAAGAGAGCGAGUGGUAGCUGCCAGGAAAUCCCCUAUACACCUGUUUCUGACAGAGAUCUCCAAUGACUCAGUGGACCAGAAAGUAGGAGAAACAUCAUGGGAAAAAGAAAGUGGUGAAAGAAAAGACAAAGACAUUGGAUUCAAAGGAAUGCGGCGAUCCCAAUCUCUUGUCACUGAACUUGACUCAUCCACGCAGUCCUGGGGCUCAGACAAAGAUUUUUUGACUGGAUAUGAAGGGAGAGCCAAAAAGAGAGAUUUGUUCCUUACAGAGAUCGAGACAUCUGUGUCGGAUUGUGAGGAUUCAUAUGAUGGUGAAGGUGGGACCCCGGUUUCCAGAUUUGGAACCACACCUCAUCCUUUUGCACAUCCAACAGAUCUCCCAACAUAUGCAGAAGCUGAGGAGACUACCACACAUCAUCCUUUUGCACAUCCAACAGAACUGCCAACAUAUGCAGAAGCUGAGGAGGCUUUCUCAAAUGGAAUGAAGAAGUCUCAUUCCCUGCUAUCCAAAAUAUCUACUGAGAGUGUAGAAACUGAGCCUAAGAAAGGGGAAAUGACUAGAGAGGAAUUCCUAAAGGAAAUCCAAUCUGCUGAAACAUUUCUAACUGAAAUCAUUACUAGACAACAACAAAAGGAGGAAAGCAUUUCACCUAUUCCAUUGUCUCCUGAGUAUGAAUCAAUAUGCAUUGACCCAGAAUCAUCUCAAACAAUACAGUUUGAAUCAGAAAGAGUGCAAACAGGAAAAUCACAAAGUGACACUAAAGAAGCAAUUUAUGCUCAAGUAACCAAGCGAGCGAAAAGGUGUGAAAUAAAGGUUGCCACUCGUCCAGAAAUUCCAGUUCUUCAAAUAUCAUCUGAGUUACAAAAUCUCGAAUCAGGCCAAAAAUCAUCAGAGUCUUUACAACCAAUCAGUCACUUUUCAGAGCUGGAUUAUGUUCAUGACUUUGUUCCUUCAGAGAUAAUGUCCAGAAAUAAGCUUCUUUUGGAUCAGAUAUCUCCUGUUAUGAAAGAGGAACAACAUAGUGAAACAAGAGACAAUUCCGAGGAGGGGUUGGUGUCUGAUGUCCAGCUCUGUGAUUUACAAUCUAAAAAUACUGAAGAGCUAAAUAGGCAAUCUCAGGAUCAGUGUCUGUCAUAUGAUUUGAAUAAUCAUGGUUUCUACAAGUGCGAACAUGUCAAAGAUAACAAAAAUCAAAUCACUGAUGAUGGCCAGGUCCAAAGUGCGGUUGAAACUGAUUUGAAGAGCACAAUGGCUCAGGCGAAAGAGCAAACAAAGAAAAAAGAUAACAGUGUUUUACCUGGCCUAGAGAUGAUGACAUCAAAUGCAACCUUUAAAGAAGAAGAUGCAAACAGCGAGGGACCAUCUGAACAUCCAAAUCAGAGCCCAAAUAAAUUAACCUCUCUAGAUCUUACCGAACUAAGGAAUUUAGCAACCUCUACAAAAGAGAUAAAAUAUAUAUUAGACAUAGCCUCUUCAGAUGCUCAAAACAACACAAGUCAGGACUUCCUCACUAUGAACAGGCAGAUCACAAAAAUGGAAACAGCCUGUAAAACCAUUGAGGAAACCACUCCAACUGACAAAGGAGCCAAUUCAAGGACAUUGUGCCAUGAGCAAGACGUAGUCUUUAUGAAAGAUACAGUAAUAAGUGAUUCCUCACAAUCUUUGAAUGAAUAUUUUCCAGUCAGCUAUGUUUUCCAAUCAGCUAUGGUGCAUGAACCAAACUCAGAUCAGUCAUUUUCCACUUUGACCCCCACAGAUUCUGUCUUGUCACCUUUGACCUCUGGUUCCAUAGACUGCCUCACACCUAGUGACUCCUUUUUGGAUGGGGGAAGCAGUGAAUGGAGGGCUCUGGGAACUGAAACACCACAUAGGGACUCAGCUUACUUUUCUGAUAGUGACCUGGAAAAUGGAGAAGGUUCAGGAAGGAGAGUCAUCGAUGGGCUUGGCCUUUCCCGUCCAGGUGGUGUUCGUAUGGGAGAGCGAGGAAUAUUGAUGGGAAUUGAAGAAAAGAUGGAGGUUGAGGAUGAAGGACCACUGGAACAUGACAUUGAUAAAGAGGUGAAAAUUAAACACGACAUGCAGGAAUUUUGGGUUUCGAAUGAAACAAUUAUUGGCAGAGCUGAUAUUAGGACAGAUAAUCUAACAGUUCUGGAGAGUUCUAUUGUAGAGAAGGGUCUCAUACAUAGUGCUGCUAAAACAGGUUUCUCAGAAGGAUCUCUGAGUGAAGGCAAUGCUGAAUUUAUUGCCAGGUUGUUCUCCAAUGGAGAGGAUGAGACAAUAAAAAGAUGUCCAUUUGGUGACAGCUCUGAAAAUUUACAAACCUCCUCUCUUGUUGAAAAUGAGGUCAUGUCUAACACAUUUUCAAAAGAGGAAUGUUUCAUGAUUCAGAUACUAUCAAUGCUGGACUUGUUUCUCCUAUAGUUUCAGAACC